Messenger RNA from Jaculus jaculus (lesser Egyptian jerboa), 2220 nucleotides. It is a transcript of the gene Habp2, whose product is annotated as hyaluronan binding protein 2. The transcript is spliced from 13 exons. NCBI's taxonomy places the organism in Eukaryota, Metazoa, Chordata, Mammalia, Rodentia, Dipodidae. Gene Ontology annotation, biological process: proteolysis. The coding region runs from base 67 to 1743 and encodes 558 amino acids. Gene Ontology annotation, molecular function: serine-type endopeptidase activity; calcium ion binding. The record is from RefSeq and is a predicted model, not a curated record.
CCCCAAAGGCAGAUACAAGAAAAGAACUUGUACUAAGAGCAAACCACGAGGCCUUCAAUUGCAAAGAUGUUUGCCAGGGUGUCUGAUCUCCAUGUUCUGUUGCUAAUUGCUGUGGUGGGGAAGUCAGCUAUUGGGUUCUUCCUGAUGCCUUUCAUUGAUCCUCCAGACCCAGACUGGACCCCCGACAAUUAUUACUACAGCUAUGAGAGUGCCAAUCCCGAGGAAAGCACCGGUCUUACGCCAACCUUCCCAGAGAACCCCGACUGGUACUAUGAAGAUGAUGAUCCAUGCCAGUCCAACCCCUGUGAGCAUGGUGGGGAAUGUGUCAUCAGAGGAGACACUUUCCGUUGCAACUGCCCGCACCCCUUCUCAGGGAACAGAUGCCAGACGGUGCAGAACAAGUGUAAGGAUAACCCAUGUGUUCGCGGUGAAUGUCUCGUUACCCAGCAACCUCCCUACUACCGCUGUGCCUGCAAAUACCCGUACACAGGGACAGACUGCUCCAGAGUGCUACCUGCAUGCAGGCCGAAUCCCUGUCAGAAUGGUGGCAGCUGCUCUCGGCAUAGACGGAGGUCCAGGUUUAGCUGUGCAUGUCCUGAUCAGUACAAGGGAACAUUCUGUGAGAUAGGUACGGAUGACUGCUAUGUUGGUGACGGCUAUGCUUACCGAGGCAAAGUGAGUAGGACAGUGAACCAGAGCCCGUGCCUUUACUGGAACUCACAGCUCCUCCUGCAGGAGAAUUACAAUGUGUUUAUGGAGGACGCUGAGACCCAUGGGAUUGGAGAUCACAACUUCUGCAGAAACCCAGAUGGAGACCAAAAGCCAUGGUGUUUCAUCAAAGUAAACAGGGAAAAGGUUAAAUGGGAGUACUGUGAUGUCCCAGCCUGCCCAACCCCAGACAUAAGCGACCCAGAGGAAGGCCUUCUGGCUCCUGGGAGCUUGAGCAUGGGGUUUGACUCCUGCGGGAAGACUGAGACAGCUGAGCGUGUGGUCAAGCGCAUCUACGGAGGCUUCAAAAGCACAGCGGGCAAGCAUCCGUGGCAGGCCUCCUUGCAGACCUCGUUGCCAUUGACCACCACUAUGCCCCAAGGCCACUUCUGUGGGGGCGCGCUGAUCCACCCCUGCUGGGUGCUCACAGCUGCCCACUGCACCGACAUAAAAACCAAGCAUCUGAAAGUCGUGCUAGGGGACCAGGACCUGAAGAAAACAGAAUCCCAUGAGCAAACCUUCAGGGUGGAGAAAAUAUUGAAGUAUAGCCAGUAUAAUGAAAGAGAUGAAAUUCCCCACAAUGAUAUUGCUUUGCUCAAGUUGAAGCCAGUCAAUGGUCACUGUGCUCUGCAAUCCAAAUACGUGAAGACCAUUUGUUUGCCCAGCGACCCUUUUCCCUCUGGGACCGAGUGCCACAUCUCUGGCUGGGGUGUGACAGAAACAGGGGAAGGGUCCCGACAGCUCCUGGAUGCUAAAGUCAAGCUGAUUGCCAACACUUUGUGCAAUUCCCGCCGACUGUAUGACCAAAUGAUCGAUGACAGUAUGAUUUGUGCAGGAAACCUUCAGAAACCUGGGCAAGACACCUGCCAGGGUGACUCAGGAGGCCCCCUGACCUGUGAGAAAAAUGGCACCUACUACAUCUAUGGUAUCGUGAGCUGGGGCCUGGAAUGUGGGAAGAAGCCAGGAGUAUACACCCAAGUCACCCGAUUCCUGAAUUGGAUCAAAGCCACCAUCCAAAAGGAGACUGGUUUCUAAGCUUCUGUCCUCUGGGCCUCGGAGCCCCUCCUCCUCAGCACGAGACACGAGGGAACCUCGCAGGCAGCCAGGGACGUCCCUUCAGGCCCCAGGUGGUCACGUGGGCCAGCGUCCAUGUUCUGAACAGAGAUACCACUGACCAGCUGGGCCUGCAUUUGUACCAUUUGUUUAUUCCAGGUUCCCUCUGCCCUCCCGGGAACCAACGGGAAAUGUACUAGAUUUGUUUCACUUCCAUCCAUUACACCUUUUAGAAGAAGCAGAGCUCCCAGCACUCUGCCCCAGGACAUGUGCGCUUGCGAGUUUACCAAUGCCCAGAACCAAGCAGGCAUCACCUGGACUAUUUACUUGUGCUCACACACCAUGGAGGCUCUCCACGGGACCGCUCAGCCUCAACCAGGUAUCAGAGAGAAGACCAAGAACACAACCUUCUCUGUUGGCUUUCAGAGUUGUUAUUUUAAUAAAGGCAGAUAUGCAUGG